AUUUGGAUCUCUGACAUGGAGGAUAUGCUGUCAUUCAGGGAUGUGGUCAUUUAUUUCUCUGCAGAGGAGUGCAAAUACCUGGGCCCUGCUCAGUGGAAACUGUACAGGGAUGUGAUGUUGGAGAAUUACAACAACCUUGUGUUCUUGGGCCUUGCUUCCUCUAAGCCACAUCUGGUCACAUUUCUGGAGCAAAGACAAGAGCCUUCAGAUGUGAAGAGUCAAGCGGCCAUCACUAAGUGCUCAGGAGGAAAAUGCUAUACUUGCAAAGAAUGUGGCAAUGUCUUGGAGGGGAAAGAAGCAUUUCAAAAUCAUCAGAUAAUUCAUUUUGGAGUGAAGCCCUGUGAGUGUGAAGAGUGUGGCAAGUCCUUCCACUUUCCAUCAUUACUUUCUGAACACAAAAGAAUUCAUACAGGAGAAAACCCCUACAAGUGUGAAGUAUGUGCCAAAGCCUUCGAAUAUCCAUCAAAACUUUCCGACCAUAAAAGAAUUCAUACAGGAGACACACCAUACAAGUGUGAAGUAUGUGGCAAGGCCUUCCAUUUUCCAUCCUUACUUUCUAAACACAAGGUAAUUCAUACAGAACACAAUCUCUAUGAGUGUAAAGUAUGUGGCAAAGCCUUCAAAUAUCCAUCAAGACUUUCUUACCAUAUGAAUAUUCAUACAGGAGAGAAACCAUACAAGUGUAAGGAAUGUGGGAAGGCCUUCCACUCUCCACCAUCACUUUGUCAACAUAUGAGAAUCCAUACAGGAGUGUUACCCUACAAGUGUGAUGUAUGUGGCAAGGCUUUCCACUUUUCAUUUUUACUUUCAAAACACAAGAUAACUCAUACAGACCAAAAACCCCACAAGUGUGAAGUAUGUGGCAAGGCCUUCGAAUAUCCAUCAAGACUUUCCGACCAUAAGAGAAUUCAUACAGGAGACACACCGUACAAGUGUGAAGUGUGUGGCAAGGCCUUCAAUUAUCCAUCCUUACUUUCUAAACACAAGAUAAUUCAUAGAGAAGAUAAUCCCUAUGAGUGUGAAGUGUGUGGCAAACCCUUCAAAUAUCUAUCAAGACUUUCAAACCAUAUGAAUAUUCAUACAGAAGAGAAACCAUACAAGUGUAAGGAAUGUUGUGAUGUAUGUGGGAAGGCCUUCUGUUUCCCAUCAUUACUAUCAAAACACAAGAUAACUCAUACAGACCAAAAACCCUACAAGUGUGAAGACUGUGGCAAAGCCUUUGAAUAUCCAUCAAGACUUUCGGACCAUAAGAGAAUUCAUACAGGAGACACACCAUACAAGUGUGAAGUAUGUGGCAAGGCUUUCAAUUAUCCAUCCAUACUUUCUAAACACAUGAGAAUUCAUAGACAAGAGAAUCACUAUGAGUGUGAAGUAUGUGGCAAAGCCUUCAAAUAUCCAUCAAGGCUUUCUUACCAUAAGACUAUUCAUACAAAAGAGAAACCAUACAAGUGUAAGGAAUGUGCGAAGGCCUUCCGCUCUCCAACAUUACUUUGUCAACACAAGAUAAUGCAUACAGGAGUGAAACCCUACAAGUGUGAAAUAUGUGACAAGACCUUUGAAAAUCCAUCUAGACUUUCAAAACAUAAGAAUAUCCAUACAGGAGAGACACCAUGGAAGUGUGAAGUAUGUGGAAAGGUCUUCUGUUAUCUAUCAAUACUUUCCAACCAUAAGAAAAUUCAUACAAGAGAGAAACCAUACAAGUGUGAAGUGUGUGGCAAGGCCUUCCAUUAUCCACCAUUACUUUCUAAACACAAGACAAUUCAUACAGUAGAGAACCCCUACAAGUGUGAAGUAUAUGACAAAAUCUUCAAUUAUCCACCAAGUCUUUACAAACAUAACAGAAUUCAUACAGGAGAGAAACACGACAAAUAUGAAGUAUGUGGCCUGGCAUUCCAUUGUCCAUAAUUACAUUCUGAAAAGAAGAGAAUCAAUACAGGUGGA
This is a messenger RNA of Arvicanthis niloticus (Nile rat), 1941 nucleotides long. NCBI's taxonomy places the organism in Eukaryota, Metazoa, Chordata, Mammalia, Rodentia, Muridae. The record is from RefSeq and is a predicted model, not a curated record.